UUAACAAAAACUGAAGUUGACAAACGUAUCGCUGUCGGCUGAAACUGUGAGAAAGAGUUUGUGUUUUCGGCGAAGCGGGGGAAGCAGAAGAAGGCGAUGCGGCUCUCGGCGGGGUUUGCGGGCAUGUAAGUGGUUUUCUGUGAGUGAGGGACGGCUGUACGGCGGCGUUUUGUUUUGAUUUCCAUGUGAAACGCAAUUAGUGCUCCGCGGUGCUCUAUAGUUUGGCUCGCGCAGCGGAGCGCACUCUGAACUUGUUUCUCUCCUCGGAAGCACAACAUGGAGCAUUACCAGGAAGAUUUGGGACUCCGGGCCACCAAACUGAUGGAGGACCUUUCUUUGUAUGAUGCGUACCAGGACGGGAUGUACGAUGCGAGGAGAGACUUGGUGAUUAACCCCGAUUUAGACUUUUCGGCUCCGGCACUGGUUGAGCAUAAAGCCAAGCCGAUGAAUGGGACCUCUGUGCUUCACCAGCAGCAUCACACAGUGGAGAAUUUCUCGUCCGGGAAUAAAGUGUACAACGCGGCUCCAGUGCGCCCGGUGAAUUGCAACCGGACGGUUCCUGUGGAUUUUUGCGCCCCUCAGAGGGACGCGGUUUAUAACGAGGAUGGUUGUUGCACCAAAUCCGAAGUAGCUUUGCCUUGUUAUACAGGCACUUCCGAGAGACACAGGAGGUACUCUCUGGAGGUGCAGGGCCACAGGUACAGCACCGGCUCCACCUUUGACGGCGUGCCGCUCAAUAAACCGGUGGCUGUGCCCGGCAACAGGUGCAACAGUGUCUGCAUCGCCAGCAGCCACGACGGGAGAUAUAACGCCACCAGUCCUCGCUCCAGCCUGGCAUCUUCUCUGUCUUCUCAAGAGCAAAGCAAGCAUGCCAGCCCGAGGUCGAGCAUCAGCAGCCCGCGUACCAGUCUGGUGGUACCGGGUCAGGAGAGGUACACGAGCCCUAGAUCUAGUUUGGUUCACUGCGAAGGAAACAGUGUCCUCAGUCCCCGAUCCAGCUAUGCAAGCACCGCCAGCGACACGAGUAAACACUCAAGUCCCCGGGCCAGCCUCAACAGCUGUGACUGCUGCAGCAAGCCCAACAGCAACCGCACCAGCGGCAUCAGCAUGGGCUACGACCAGAGGCACACCAGCCCCAGGUCGAGCACUGCGAGCCAAUAUUCCUUCACUACCAGCCCGAGAUCCAGUUACUCUGACUCUCGGUACGGGCCCGUGGUCAACCAAGAUCUGGAGGGAGUCUUGCACUCAGCGCCGCUGGCGAGUCCUCGCUCCAGCAUCUGCAGCCAGGACGGGAGCGCAAGACCGGGGACAAGCGCAAACUGCGUGGUCAGCCCCCGGUCGAGCAUCUCCAGUCACAGCUCCAGAAGUUCCCGCAGCUCCAGGGGGUCUAUGAGCACCUAUCCGGAUCUGCAGCUUCCUUCCCCUAGGUCAUCCAUGCUGGGAACCAGUUUACACGAAGAUACGCUGCUGCAGGAGUUUGGAGACUCCAACGGAGUUCAGAAUCGCAUCCAUCUCCAGGGGCUUUCGGCAGUGCCUGAACCCCAGCAGCAGUCGGGGCAGACGGGAGGGACCGCGGAUAUACCCUCAGGGUCGCCUUCCUCUUAUAGUUAUGUGAUGCCUUCAAAAACGGCUUCCUCGGGCCAGAGGUUUAAACUACCUUACCAGGUGACCCCCAGUCGAGAGAGUGGACCAAGCCAGGCGGAGAAAAGGCUGGAGGCGCUCACCUUGGAGCUGGAGAAGGAGUUAGAGAUGCACAUGAAAAAGGAAUACUUUGGUAUUUGUGUCAAAUGUGGGAAGGGUGUGUAUGGAGCCAGCCAAGCGUGCCAGGCCAUGGGGAACCUCUAUCACACAAACUGCUUCACCUGCUGCUCUUGUGGGAGGAGGCUACGAGGGAAAGCGUUCUACAACGUCAAUGGAAAGGUCUACUGUGAGGAGGACUUUCUGUACUCUGGUUUCCAGCAGACGGCUGAGAAGUGCUUUGUGUGUGGUCACCUCAUCAUGGAGAUGAUCCUCCAGGCACUAGGCAAGUCCUACCAUCCCGGCUGUUUCCGCUGUGUUGUGUGUAAGGAGGGUCUAGAUGGAGUGCCUUUCACUGUGGACGUUGAGAACAACAUCUACUGUGUCAAAGACUACCACACGGUUUUUGCCCCCAAGUGUGCCUCAUGUAACCAGCCCAUCCUUCCAGCCCAGGGCUCUGAGGAAACUAUUCGCGUUGUUUCUAUGGACAAGGACUACCACGUGGAGUGCUACCAUUGUGAGGACUGCGGUCUCCAGUUAAAUGAUGAGGAAAGGCACCGCUGUUAUCCACUGGAAGGCCACCUGCUCUGCCACGACUGCCACAUCCUUCGGCUCCAGUCGCAGGUUCCUGCCCAUGCGCCCCCCAGCUACCCUCUCCAUGUCACUGAACUGUGAUUGGGAGAACUAAGCUCCACAUCCCAGGUGAUCUGGGACACCAGCAGUGGGCAAAAAAAGGCCUGCACCCUCUUCAGCAGUUCCAGAGAAGCCUCUCUGUGGCCAUCUGAGUUACUGCCCCCGUCCUCAGCUGGACAGCCAGUCCGUGGACUAACACACACAGUGCAGCUCCCACCACAAGCCCUGCUAUUACAUGCUAGGGUUGGGGAAAAGGGUCCCUCCCUUACCCUCCAUUUGUGGUCCUUUCCAUCCCCCUCCCCCUUGGGCGCCUAACCCUGAAAGUCAACACGCCAGCUCACCCAGAGGCCCCUGAUGACGUCACACCUCCUGACCCCAGCACAUUCAUCAGAAAGAGGGUUUCUGGAUUGGAGGAGAAAGCGCAAAUUCAACUCUCUCCUUGCUUUCUCUCUCAUCCUUUCUGUAUCUUUCACUCUUAUGCUUUGACUGAAGCAAUUUACCACGUGAAUUCACCAGUGCUGUCACAUCUGAGAACGCUGCUGAUGUUAGCGUCAGGAAGGCCGGGGAACGAGCCACUGCAUUCCAGUGCUGGCUGGGCCGGACAGGCCCAACGGUGGGCAUGCCGUGCCUUCAGAGUGGGCUCUCCCCGUGUAGCUUCUAACACUGAAAUGGAGUCCUGCUAAAGGCUAUGCAAUGGACACCCAGCAUUCAUGACACAGGGCUGUGAUGAAAAACUGUCACCCUUGCACCACCUCGACAUCACCGAUGCAGAGUAGCACCACAAGCCCAGAGGACGGACUGACAUUCCACUUAGAAGUCACAAGCAGUGUCUUAAUUAAUGAUUAUAUGAUGACAGAAAAUUUUAGAUGCACAUAGAUUGUCUUUUAUAUAUGGAUAUAUAUUUUGCAGACAUUUUCCACAUCAGAUCUUAGAUGUAGAUUCUUGUUUUGUUGUUUUCUUUUUAAUGUUGCUGCGCUCAUGGUAGAAUCAGUCUAAAGCCUCGGAAGCUUUUGGUCUGUUGUAUCAUUUCUCCUCCAGGACACAGAGCCUCUUCAUGCCUGUCAGAGAUUCACAGGCUUUGUAGGAGCAGACCAGGAUCAAAUAGUAUUUGCCUUCAGUUGUUUUGUCCCACUUUGUACACCCAGUGAAAUGAGUUUCUUUUAGCCCUUACUCACCAUAGAAAGCUUACAAAUCAAGCAUCGCAUUAGUUCAGGCAGGCCUUGAAACUAGGCUUGGGUGCACUCUUCUUCUUCUUCUCAGCUCACCGCCUUCUACAGAUCCAAUUAGCAAAUCACAUACAGGGUGCACUAUUUAAUAAGCUUUAGCCUGCAUACAGGUACUACACACCUGCAAGUCACAUUGCAACCCAUCUCCAUCACAGGAGAUGGAGUUUCACGCUGGUGCUCUAAGGACAAGGGAGUCCCAGACCAGGCCAAAUAGAAAAUACUUCUUUUGGUCAUGUGCUCCCUGACUGAACCAAUGUUAUCAUUCUCUGUCUUUAACAGACAACAGAUGAGCAGUCCCAUCGCACAGAUUGUAUAGAGGCAGCUAUACGUUGUAGUUAAAUCCUACAAAAUGUAAAACAAAUAUUAAUCUUUAUUUCAGACCCUUUUAAAUUUAUCUUCAUGCCUUCUGUCAUCACACCACAAGUCAUCAAAGUUAUAUCAUUAAGAUUAAGACUUAGCUUAAUCCUAACGUCUUAAGAGAUUAGCCGGAGAUAAGUCUUUAAAUACAGAGGAUUAGGGCUUUUGGUGCAACACUAAAGGACACUCAGCAGUCGCACAAGGCAGAUGUCCACAGCUCACAGGAAAAAUUCCAGCUGUGACUCACUGUUGGAGAAAUUUCCAAAAAUAAAGCAUUCAUUAGCUCUUUUUUUUAUCUACAGUUCUCAAAGUGGGGUCUGAGGAUCCCCAGGGGUCCGCAACCUAUUGCUAAGUGGUCCUCAGAAUAAAUUCCUGUAAGUUAGAAAACUGAACUUCAUUGUUUAAAUUCACAGAUAUAGACUGGAACUAUUUGCGCCAGUAAAAGCAGCAUAUUGGAUCCAUUAUUUCCCUCCCACAUUAGGUUGGGAAACAUCAUAUCAGUCUGUCACCAGCUCUUACUUCUCUCAGGGUGCACUAUAAUGUUCCUGUUACUAUUUAGCUCGGUGUAUUAGACCGCUGGGUUGCUGGCGCGCAUGGAGAAAUAUCAGCCCACAGCAUCUGGUGACACUAAACACAAUUAAUCUGUUUAGGGUUUAUAAUAUAGUGGUUGUGGAAAAAAAUUUCCCCCAGUAAAAAAGUGUGAGAACUCCUUGUUUUAAACUAUAUAGGGUAUAUUCUUGGCUAAAGACAGUUUAUUCAAACAGUUUUUAAAGCUACAAGACUGGGACAGUGUCGUUUUGAUAGGCUGGUGAUUGUCAUGCAGGUAAGCAUAUAUGAUCAUUUGUUUCAACCAGGAAGUAGCUGAAUUUCCUUAAAAGAGAGACAUAAAAGGCCACACUCUCUCUGCUACCAUGGGUAAACCAAGCGGGUUAAAACAGACUGAACGCUUGUCUACAAAUACCUUUUGCUCCAGAUCUGUUCAGGGCGCUGUUUCCUGAUGUUUUUGCAGACUUUUUUUUUUUUUUUAAAUCACAUCAGCACAUCGUGCAUUACUAUGAGGAAUCUCCACUUGUCCACAUGCCUUAAGACAGAACAGGUUUGUUUGUGUGUCUUUCUCUGGUCUGCCAUGAAGCCUGCUGUUGUGUUUCGGGAGGAUGUACCUGAGAACACGGAGCUGCUGGUCCCACCUGUGUUCUUUAGGGAGUUCCACCCACACCCCCUUCUUUGAUUGUGUGUGUGUGUGUUUGUGUGUGUGUGUGUGCAUUGGCAGGCACUUAUAUGUAUGUCUUUUAGUGAGUGAUGUGCAUAUAUAUCUAUACAUAUAUGCAAAGGAAGACCAACACGAGACUUAAAUAUUUUAAACUUCAAGCUGUGGUAGCGUGGAAAAAUUCCCAACCUUCUUCAUUGGACUGUUAUCAGUGUGUUUAUUGAACUGGCAGUCUGUUGAUCAUUCCCUGAUUAUAUUUAAAGCAUUGUUUUUGUGAGGAAAGCUCUUAAUUCUGAAAGAAAUCCUGCACUUCUGCAGAUGAACCCCAACAAUAUGAGCUUAUUUGAAAUAAGAGCAACUUGUCAUAAUGUCUAAUAUUGUGUGUGCGUGCGUGUGUGUGUGUGCGUGUGCGUGUGUGUGUGUGCGUGUGCGUGUGUGUGUGUGUGUGUGUGUGUGCGUGUGCGUAUUAGUGGCAGGGCCAUGGCACAUGCACCUCACUGUGUUUGCAGGGCUCAGCAGCAUCCAGCACACUGAUCCUUGCGCUCUCAAACCUGGUAAUGAUUGUGAUGAUGCUGUCUGUUCAUUGCUUACCAUAUUCCGGAUGUUUGUCUCUAAUUGUUGGUGUUUGUUUGAACUUCUCUCUUGUACCAUACUGGAUCUGAAACAUGUGAAG
This is a messenger RNA of Maylandia zebra (zebra mbuna), 5833 nucleotides long. RefSeq names its product WT1 interacting protein (gene wtip). Gene Ontology annotation, cellular component: nucleus; transcription regulator complex; adherens junction. The record is from RefSeq and is a predicted model, not a curated record. NCBI's taxonomy places the organism in Eukaryota, Metazoa, Chordata, Actinopteri, Cichliformes, Cichlidae. Gene Ontology annotation, molecular function: transcription corepressor activity. Gene Ontology annotation, biological process: cytoskeleton organization; negative regulation of hippo signaling; response to hypoxia.